CUGCCUUCUGGUGGCUCACCUCACCUCAGUCCGGGCGGGCGGGCGGUCAGUCGACCGACACUCAGUCAGACUGUCAACCGCUGCAGAGGAGGAGCAGCACGCCGGCCAAGGCUGCGCCGCAGAUGGGGAAAGCUCCGCGGAAGUAGUCUUGGCCGUCGGUUCGUUUAGUGUUGACGGAUGUCGGCGAACUCUACCUCUGAGCGGCAUGGAGACUCAAGGCAGCCGCUGUAAGAUCGUGGUAGUGGGUGACGCGCAGUGUGGCAAGACGGCGCUGCUGCACGUUUUCGCCAAAGACUGCUACCCGGAGACGUACGUGCCCACUGUGUUCGAGAACUACACAGCCAGCUUCGAGAUUGACAAGCACCGUAUUGAGCUGAACAUGUGGGACACUUCAGGGUCUUCCUAUUACGACAACGUGAGGCCGCUAGCGUACCCCGACUCCGACGCCGUCCUCAUCUGCUUCGACAUAAGCCGCCCAGAGACUCUGGACAGCGUCAUUAAAAAGUGGCAGGGGGAAACGCAAGAGUUUUGUCCCAAUGCCAAAGUGGUCCUGGUGGGCUGCAAGCUGGACAUGAGGACGGACGUCAACACGUUGAGGGAACUGUCAAAGCAGCGCCUCAUCCCUGUCACGCACGAGCAGGGCAGCACCAUCGCCCGGCAGAUGGGAGCGGUGGCCUACGCCGAAUGCACGUCCAAAGUAUCUGAGAACAGCGUGCGGGACGUCUUCCACGUCACCACGCUGGCGUCCGUGCGACGGCCACCGCUCAAGCGCAGCGCCUCGCGCCGGGGGCUCAAGUGCGUGUCGCAGCUGCCCCCGCCCCUGAGUCGGACUGAGCCCGCGGACCGAGCUCCCGUCCUGAGGAAGGACCGGGCCAAGAGCUGUGUGCUCAUGUAGAAAAUGAUACGUGUACAGAAAUACAUACCAGAGGAAGCCUAUUUAUUGUUUUAGUUGCGCUGCAGGAGAUGGAAAAAUCAAGCUUCACUGUGGAAUUUGGCUUUUUUAGUGUGAUGUAUGUUUUUUUUUGUUGCCACCAAAAAAAAAAAGUCUUUCUGAAGAUUGGUCUGUAUUGGAGCAAUGGCGUACCGCAAGCAACACGUCACUUCCGCUCAUUAAUAUUCAUGACAUUAGCUACUGUUGCUAAGGGGGGAUACGCCACCGUUUUUCCCUAAUAGGAAAUGAAUGGAAAUCGCGUACGAAGGAGAUGUUUACAGAGUUAAACCUAUCAAUUCUCUCCGAAAAUGAUGUCCCUGGUGCCAAAUUCGCUGGCAAAGAUGCGGAAAAACAUAAAAAUGUUCAGUUAAAGAGAUGGCUUGAGUGUCGAAGGCUGAAAAAGACGAAAAAAACGAGCCGACCUAAGCAUAGCCUUAGCUUUUUUUAUCGAUGCGACUGACAAUGACAUUCUCCUGUUUUAACAAGCUAUCCUUUACCACCAGCCCUGUCUUUUUUAUAUAUUAUAUCCUCUGGUUGUCCUACGUCUCUGACCGUUCUUGGGGGUAAUUUAGUUAGCUUUGUGUAGCGAUCGCAAAUGCUACUCAGUGACAGCCAACGAACACUUUUAUUUUUUUCAUUGAUAACAAAUCUUAAUUCUAUAAUUUAUUUACACUUCCCCCUUACUAAAGUUGUUUUUUUUUUUUACAACAGAAAAGGUAACUGGCAGUCAAAUACCAUUUUAAUUCUUUUCAGGUCAUUCACUAUCAGAUGAAGAAGUACGGCACAACGUAACGCUAAAAAAUAAGUUCAAAAUAUCAAAAUGGCUUACCUCCUUGUCCUCUGAAGGAGCAUGCCAACCCAACAAAAUGUUUACUGCAUAUGAAAUGUGAAUGGCUUCACCCUGGCUUCACCUCGCUGGCGUUAAAAGGUCCGCGCAAGUUGAUUCAUUCUUCACAUUUUGUCCUCCUAGUUUUUGGUUUCGGGAAACGUAUGAAGAAAACAUCCUUAAUGUCUAGUGUCGUUUCCAUAAGUUCCAAAAAAGCAAUGCGUGAUCAGUUGGGUUGGGCAUCGGGAAUCGAGCAUCGAUGGGAACCGGUUCUAACACUCAGAUGCUCCCGGAAUGAUUCGAAUUUUUAAAUUUCAAUUCCUUGUUUCGAUGCUCUGACCGCCGAGCGGAAAAAAAUUGCUCAAGUUUAAAGACUGAUAUUUAUAUACAAGUUCUAAUUAACCCUGUGAGAGAAGUUCAUUUAAUUUAAAAAAAACGUCGAGAAGUUAAGACUUUUUUUUGGGCAAUUUUUUGGACCCUGCAUUUUUUUUUUUUUUGACCCUGCCUCUUAAAAGAAUCGGAAUCGGGAAUCGUUCGGAACCGGAAUCGUCCCAUUUCAAACGAUGCCCAACCCUACUUAUAUCGGUUAAUAUCGGCAAAUCUUGAAAAAAGUCCAUCUAAUGGCCCGAUAUAUCAGUCAACUUUUAUAAGAAAGGUCAUCACCCAAACAGUAAACAUAACCAUUAUUAAAUCGGUUGAUAUCGAGCGAUCUUGAAAAAAGUCAGUCUAUCGGCCCGAUAUAUCGGUCGACUUUCAUCAAAUUUUUUGGACCCUGCAUUUUUUUCCCCCCCUGCCUCUUCAAAGAAUCGGAAACGGGAAUCGUUCAGAACCGGAAUCGAAACGUGGAAUUGGAAAAUCUGAACCGGAAUCGUUCCAUUUCAAACGAUGCCCAACCCUAGUGAUCAGCAUGUUUGUUUUUGAAAGAUUACUGGAGAAAAGUAGCACAAUUAACAUUGCUUCGAUGUGAGGGCGGGUCUAUAAUGUCCCUCUUCUGCUUUACUUCCGCUUUACAAUGCGACGUCACGGUCUAAAAAUAGCAUGCGUGCGGUACGCCAUUGUUGGAUAACUGAUUCCUCCUUGAAACUUAUUGCAUCACUAAAAUGGAUACACUCCCAUGACUUAUGACGGCAAAGUGGGGACACACAUGCGCACUCAUUUAUUAUAACAAGUAGGAUAUACCAACUUUUUCGGACGAUAAGUUUUUUUUCUCCUCAUAGUUUUGGCCGGUGGUGCGAACUCGUAUGCGCGAAUCGUACAUGAAAUAUUAAAGUGACCAUCCAAACAAAAUGACAUGUCGGCUCAGUAGUGUGGCGCUCACGCAACAGGGAGAUUACAUUUGUAAAGGGCAAAUUUUAAGAAAGAACAUGCUUACAAUCACUUCUACAAACAACGACAAAUAAUGGCAUGUCAUUGACUCAAAUGUAAUGCACAGGCACAGUGUCAUAACUAAACGGCAGUGAUCACAUAACAACAAACUAUAAUGUAUAUCUAAUUAACUGGCAGCUAAUGAAACAAUUGGACCAGUAGCUUAAAGGGAUCCUCGAUUUUAAAGACAUGUAGGCUCUAAUAAACCACAUUGUACUCUUGUACUAAAAUAUGUUGUUAGAAACACAUAAAAUGUUAAAUUAAUGGCAAUAUUUUGUCAUAUUUAGUACAUAUUUUGACCAAUAGUUGAGGAUAGAAUGCAAACAAUGACAGAAUGGGGAAAAAUAAGCAAGCGAAACGUCAUAUUUAAUAUUUUGUGGCCCCGUCCCUUUGGCAGAAAUAACUUCAACCAGUGGCCUCCUGUAGCUGCAGAUCAGUCUGGCACGUCUAUCUUGGCCCAUUCUUCUCUACAAUACUGCUGUAGUUCAGUCAGAUUCCUGGGAUGUCUGGCAUGAAUCGCUGUCUUUAGGUCAUGCCACAGCAUCUCAAUGGGGUUCAAGUUUGGACUUUGACUUGGCCACUCCAGAACGUGUAUUUUGUUCUUCUGAAACCUUUCGAAAUUGAUUUAGUUCUGUGUUUUGGGUCGUUGUCUUGCUGCAGCAUCUAUCCUCUUUUUAGCUUCAACUGUCUGACAGACGGCCUCAGGCUGUCUUUCAAAACUUUUGAAUUCAUUCUUCCAUUAUUGAAUGCAAGUUGUCCAGGCCCUGAGGGAGCAAAACCGCCCCUAUUCAUGAUGCUCCCUCCACCGUGCUUCACGGUGGCAAUAAAAUGUUGAUGUUGGCGAGCUGUUCCAUUUUUCCCUCACACUUGACGUUGUGUGUACUCCCACACUGUUCAACUUUGGUUUCAUUAGUCCACAAAAUAUUUUGCCAAAACAUCUGUGGAGUGUCCAAGUGCCUUUUUGCGAACAUUACAUUAUGUUUUUUAGACAGCAGUGGCUUCCUCCGUGGAGUUCUCCUAUGAACAUCAUUCUUGGCCAUAUAGUUGAUGUGUGCACUGAGACUGGACUGUGCCAGUGAUUUCUGUAAGUCUUUAGCAGACACUCGAGGGUUCCUUUUUACCUCUGAGUAUUCUGAGCUGAACUUUUGUGGACGGCCACUCGUUGGGGGAGAAGCAAGUGCCAAACUCUCUCCAUUUGUAGACAACUUGUCUGACUGUCAAUUGAUGAACAUCCAGACUUUUAGAGAUGGUUUUGUGUCCUUUCCAAGCUUUGUACAAAUCACCAAUCCGCUUGCUUGCUAUCCUCAUUAAAAUAUGAAAACCUGUAAAUGGGUGGUUUUAGUUGAGGCAGACACUGUAUUUUCAUCUAUGUGAUUUUGACAAGGAUCAGAUCACAUUUGGUGAUUUUAUGCAAUGUGAGAAAUUGUGAAAGGUUCUGUUACUUUUUUUUUUUUAAGCGCAGAUCCGGCUUACAACCCUGCACCGUAGCCUGACGUGCAGCUCCCAAAAAUCCUGACUACGCGUCAUACGUUUCGUUACGUAAACAUCAAACGUCGUUUCGGGUUUGGCACGACGACACCUCCGUUUUCAAACUUUCGCAAAUGUCUUCUGCGUAGCCUAUGCUUCAACAUUUGUAUUCACAACAUAUGUUGUGUAAAACUGAUUAGCUGCAAAUACACACGUUCCAUCUCUGUUGCUAUUGCUGUCAAUGACAUGAGAAAAUAUAAAGAAUACGAGAUGAGUCCCCCACAACUGUACAAAGACAAAGCCACACCCCUCUAGUGGAUUGGCGCUGAAUUACAAAGCCACCCGUUCCCUUGACGCAGAACUUUGAAUGCUCAAUGACGACGUACGGUCGUCGCUCCGCCGUCUCUGCAACGCAGAAGUAAAAUUCAGCCCUCAUACCCCAGAGCGACUCAUCGUCCGAAAAACACAGUACAAAGAGACAAACAAUGCCUAAACGUGAUGUUGUCAUCCUCUAGCUCUGUUGUUAAGGAGAAUUGUUUUACCUUUCUCUAGAAAUCAUUUUCAAGUCUUGAACUACAGUAUAUUAAAGGUCCCAAUUUUUGGAGCAUUACAGAGGACCUUGAAAAAGCACACCACACACAAGCAUGGUUAAGUUGUUAAUGUGUGACAAGUUAAUCAUGUUCAAGCAAACUAAAGAAAAAAACAAAAAAAACAAAUGGAAGGAUUGGAGCCAUGAGGUGAGCGAGUUCUUCGUGAACAGUGCCACAAGUGCAUUCUAUUCUAUAAUGUUGUUUUUCAUGUUAUUUUGUGCUUCACUUGUUUGCUCACGUUGCAAAAUAAAGCACCAGCUUGACUGCAGCUGGCAGAUUCAA
This is a messenger RNA of Corythoichthys intestinalis (scribbled pipefish), 5461 nucleotides long. It is a transcript of the gene rnd2, whose product is annotated as Rho family GTPase 2. Gene Ontology annotation, cellular component: cytosol. Gene Ontology annotation, biological process: small GTPase-mediated signal transduction. The transcript is spliced from 5 exons. The record is from RefSeq and is a predicted model, not a curated record. Lineage: Eukaryota; Metazoa; Chordata; Actinopteri; Syngnathiformes; Syngnathidae. Bases 206 to 895 code for a protein of 229 amino acids. Gene Ontology annotation, molecular function: protein kinase binding; GTP binding; GTPase activity.